CGAACACCGGGCCAAAAGGUCAAAUCCAGGACAAAAGCUUUCUCCUUGGGGCGAUUCACCGAAAUGGACCGCUUAUCAUGAUGCAGUACCAAAGGAACAACUUGAAGCUCCAAACAACUCAACACACCAUCAUAACACCCAGCUUGCUAACAUGGAACCAAAGCAAGAAUUGAAAGAAUGGGAUGGGCCUGCUACUGCUCUUGACCUGAGCAUCAAGAAACCGACUAGUCCCUGGUUAAAAGAUUCUGGAGAGGAUGGGGACACCACUGCUGGAGAGGAGAAACCUUUACGAGGCGAGCUUUCAUCUGGUGGAAGAGAAAACUCGGUUUCAUCUGAAAACGUUGAAGAAGAGGUGAAGGAGAAAUUCUUGCCAAAGGUGAAUAACUUUAAAGCACAUAAAGGACAGCAUAGUGAUUCUGUAUCCUCAAGUGUGGUCGAUAUAGCUGCCUGUCCGUUGCCUGAAUUGCCUCGGGAGGAUAACGUGGAAGGCACACGUAAGGAUGGCACAGAGUGUGCAGAAAGGGAUGACAAUCUAUCAAGUGCAAUGUCUGCGGGCGCGGAUAUACUUCUCCAUCGCCAUGCCGAUUCUCCUUGUCCUCCUCAAGUGACAGAGUCAAUUCCUCCUGCCUUGCCAGUGGAAGAUUCCACCUCACCAUGUAACCUCAAGGUAGAACCGAGAAGUCCAUCACCGCAAGCAACGGACCAUGCCAGUCACGACUCGCCCAUCCCGGAUUCCACAUUUCCUGAAGUGGUGCCAAAGACAGAUCCCGGCAGUCCAACGCCACCCACAGACAGGACUUCAAGCAGCACCAGUAGCACAGAUCAUAGCCCUGGUCCUUCGUGCACCAGUAGCACCGAUGCCAGCCCUGUUCCUUCGAGACCGUUCAGCUGCAUGCUUCCCAUCCUGUCAAUACCCAAGGUUAGACUGAGACAGAAUAGGAGUGAGGGUCAAUCAUCCUGGACUCAUGUGCCGUCGGACUCGCCUUCUCUGAACGUAGGGGGAUACUUCCUAGAUGGAUGUGGAGGGUCAACGUCUGGAGAACAGAGCGGCUUGGAUCCCAUGGAUUACAGCAGUAAGUCUUGGUCAAUGUCAGCGGAAAGUGGAACCGAUGACCCGAUGUUGAGACCCUCCCUUCUUCAGAUGGCUCUACAGCAUGGGUCAACUCAAGUCAACAUUCCAGCCACUUCACAGGCGCUGGAAGAGCAAAUGGAACUGAGACGAACAGGAAGUAGUUUAGGGACAUGCCCCACCUUGCCCAUCAACCCCAAGAAUUCUGGAAAAGCCAAACCUCGUACCAAGACUCGGGAGAAGCGCUACUACCAGUGUGAACAUUGUAAUAUCAUCUAUGAGCAACCCCGUAAGCUCGAACGGCACCUACAAGAUCUUGUCGGCAAACCACCUUACGUGUGCUGUUACUGCGACAUGGCAUUUCCAACUCUUGGCUGUAAGAGGUUUCACUCUCGUCUACAUGAGGACAAGACCAUGCCAUGUCCGUACUGCCCGAAGGUAUUCCAUGAAAGGCGCAGGUAUGAUGAUCAUGUCCGCUCGCAUACAGGCGAAGCACCGUUUAUGUGUCAGGAGUGUGGAAACGUUUACCGUACACGGAGUGCGCUCCGCAUCCACAAACGCACACAUGGCAAUGACAAGCCCUUGCAGUGUCGUUUCUGCCCCAAGCGUUUCAUUCGGAUUGGAGAUGUUCAGGUGCAUGAACGCACCCAUACGGGAGAGAAGCCCUACAAAUGCGGGAUCUGCGAGAGUUCCUUUGCCACCAGCAGCCAAGUCAAUCGCCACAGACGGACACAUUCAGAAGAGCGCCCCCAUCAAUGUUCCUAUUGCAAUAAGACUUUCAAGAAUCCAGACUAUCUGAUAACUCAUGAAAAAAUGCAUCUUGGCCAUAAGCCACACCACUGCAAGUACUGUCCUAAACAGUUCCGUACCCCAAGAGAAUUGGUUCACCAUGAGCGUGUGCAUACAGGCGAGAAGCCCUUUGAGUGCAAGGAGUGUGGACAUCGCUUUUCCAAAAAGACCAAUCUCAAACAGCACGAGUUGCAACACACUGGUAUCAAGUCCUUCAAGUGUUCCAAGUGUCCAAAGUCCUUCUACAGGAAAGCAUCUCUUAUGUGGCAUGAGAAAAUCCACGAGAAUCGGGAACGCUUCCUCUGUAAGGAAUGUGGCAAGCUGUUCUUCAAGGAGUCAUCGCGCGACAAGCAUGUCCGUAAAGCUCACGGUAAAGAUGAGGGAGCCGAAAGUGGCGAUGGGGAUGGUGAUGUCUUGGAGGAGGACGAAGGAGAAGAGGGUGAAUUACAAGAUACUGAAGGUGGAGAAUCAUCCUGUGAAAAAAACCCUGAUACGUAUCCCAGGGCUGCAUCGCGAGAAAAGCGUACUCCGAGUAAAGUUCAAAAUGAUGGAACUGAUAGCACAUGCGAGGAAUGUGGUAAGACGUUUCUGGCCCGCAGAUCACUCCUGCGACAUUACAGAGCAAUUCACAACCGCUACAUCUCCAGAAAUGGAGAGGGUGACUCUCCAGGGACAAAACCGAAGAAAUCCUUCUCUUGUAGAAUAUGCUCUGAGACAUUCCUGACCGAUCAUCUACGGCAUGUGCAUGAAGGUACGCACACCAACGCAUCCUUCACCUGUGAAACGUGCAACAAAACGUUCUCCACUCGCCAGCUCCUCGUGAAGCACCAGAAGAUCCACUCCGAUGUCAAGCCUCACGUCUGUGAAACCUGCGGGAGUGCCUUUACCAUCAAAUGGUACUUGAACAGACACAUCAACAUCGUGCAUUCUGAUGUCUACAGCCAUUCCUGCUCCAUCUGCGACAAGAAAUUCAAAUCCAAGACGGCGCUCAGCGUCCACAUGCAACUCCACAACGUUGAAGGUAAGGUGUACAGAUGCGAUCAAUGUGAUGCAGAGUUUCAUGUUAAGCGCUACCUUGCCAGACACAAGCGAAAGUACCAUCGUGGCAAAGACAGUGCCAAGACUGCUCGCCGUGCCAACACUAAACACAAGGAUGAUGAUGAUGACGAUGAUGACCCUAUGUAUGAUUUUGAUGAUAACAUGGAUGAUGAUGGCUUUGACAUCAUGAAUGAUGAUUCCCAAGCGGUGUCCGGGGUGUUCCUGCGUCAGAUGCUCUCCAAGGGUAGCGACCUGGAUGAUUUCAACAAAUCUUCUAAGGCACUCAACAACCAUGAACAUUCAGAUCUAGAAGACACUACAAAUACUUUAAAUAAUCAUGAAUCCGACAGUAAUAGUGUUCCUAAGGUUGAUAUCGACCAUGAUGGUUCUUCAUUUAAAAAGAUACCUAGCAAAGAUCAAGACAUAGAUCAAGAACACCAAUUAAUGCAAUCUUCUGCUGACAUUGCAAGUACCUCUAAAGAUAUCAGUUUUAACCUUACCCCAGAAGAUGAUAAUGCUGAACCUUUUAUUGACAGGGAGGAUAAUCAUGAUGACGAUGAAGAAGGUGAUAACGAUGAUGAAUACGAUGGUGCUUUUUCCCUUGAUGGUGAUGAAAUGUCAAAUUAUGUUUAACGACUAGAAUAUUCUUAUGCAGCAGUCGAACGACAUGUAACAAAACCGACCCCAGUGAGAUCAAAGCUGUAACGUUAUUUAGAAUGGCAUAUUUUCGAUUGAUGUGAAGUGGGUCUCGUUGGGUCAGUAUAGUUUUAGCGUACAUUUAUCUGUACUUUAGAUAGAGAGAUGAAAUCAACCAAAGCCUUACUCAUUAUUUUGUUAUUCUCAUACCCCAUUUAUUAUGUUAACCAACAUAUACAGGCUUAGAAUAUCCAUGUUACAUCCAUUUUCCAAACCCACCUCCAGACGUUUCCCAGAAACCUCUUUGAGACUCUUCAAAUAAAAUCAAUCUAAACCUGGGAAGUAUUUCAUGAAAAAAAUAAAUUAGUGACAACUGUUAUAAGCUACUGUAAUCCUUGCAUCUGAUUGGCUUAGAACAAAUUAUUCAGUGAAAAUCUCUGACAAUAUACUUCAUGAAUUACUCCUCCGUACAAGUUAAUGUAGUUUUCACCUCGAACUGUAGUUUGUCAAAAAUACUUUGUAUUAGUUUCUUAUAAUGGUAUACAUGUAGUAGACCAAGAAAAACAAAUGAUAAUAACCACAAGAUAAAUUCAUCUCUUGGCUUGACAUUGUUAAAGGCUGAUCUAAAGUGCCAAUUAGCGCCUGUCUUCUUGUAUUUGUAUUAAGAAAUGCAUAAGUUAACUCAUCACCAAUUCAUAGCAGUUUUUUGGACCAGGGCCCUGGGACAUACAGAGCUAGCCACUGAGGGGCUGAGCAUCGAUUAUUGUACAGUUGGGCAAUUCUUGGUCAUGUGUGUGAACGAAAUCAUGACAAAUCUUGGCUUUAAUUAGUUAUAAAUCAAUUUUGUUUUACAGAUUUAUAACUAAUUAUGAUAUUGAAAGUUUAAUUCACUGGAAUUUCAAAAUGAAAUUAAACUUGUGUAUGAUCAAUCAUGAAAUUAAUAAUCGAUCAUGAGGGCUUUAACCCUAAAAGGCCUGGGGGGCCAUAAUGGCCCCCGUAGACGCUUCGCGUCAUAUUUCUGAAACGCAAAACGAUAGCGCCGCAAAAUUUUAUGACUUUUUCUUACGCAACUUUUGAGACCAAAUUCGUGACAUACGGGAAUAGAAUCGCGACGUCACGUGACUUUGUACGAGACAAUGUCAUGCCGAAAAUGGCUCAUUUUUAUACUUUGUGUACAAAGUCUAUGGGAGAUGAAAUUCAUAAAAGGGUGAUUAUUUUUCGUUCUAAUUGGUCUGCUUAAUUAAUUUAGAUGUUUAACGGUCUGUAAUAAUUUCCAUUGAAAAAAACAAUGAGAAACAAAAGAUGAAAAACAAAGAAAUACAUAAGAAAUUCUAAAAACAAAGAAAUACAUAAGGAAAUACUGUCAUUUAAAAGAAAGAAAUGCUUUGAGAUAUGCCUGCCUUGCCAGUGGAUGUACUGAAACAUAACAUAGAAGUGCAGAAAUUUCUGACCCAAUCAAAUUGAUUGAUUGUUAAACAUGAAAUGCAAGAACUUGGUAUAUACUAAAGGCUAAUCUUGUAGUGAUUGUUGUAGCUUAAUUAUGCAUCCUGUGAUAGUCAAUGAUUUUAUUUGUUCUAGUCUGCACAUACUCGUACAGCACUGAAUAUUUUUUUUUUGUCGGGGGGAUGGAUGGGUAAAAAUUGGAUUAGUAUUGUUCUUUAUUUUUGUAUCUUUCUGAUAUUGAUAUUUUUUUUCUAUUACAUAACCAUACACUUUCACCUUACUAUUUUCCCACCAACACAAAAUGUUCAUUUAUUGUUUAACACUUACUAUUUGAAUUUAGGGUAAAAGCACUAGGUCAUAUGCCGUGUCUUGAUGUUUAAAAAACAAUAACAUUGUUUAUCAUGUAAUUUCAUCGAAAAUGACAAGGACUGCAUCAACCAAAUUGUUAAUAGCAGAAACCAAAAUUUGUAAAUUUGAAUUCAAGAUCGCAAUGGGUGUUUGCAAGUUCAUUUUUUACCCUUUUGGUGUUGGUGUUGGGUCAAUUUUUACAUAGAAAACAUAAAAUGCAGUUGGUCCUGAAAAAUCAAUCACUUGGUGUUAAGCUACCAAUGUUGUGAUUGAAUGAAAACUCUGAAUAUGUUUUGGAGCUAGGGAAGCAAUCUAACUUGUGCUUCCAACACCAACACCAGCUCAAACACCAGACUUGAAAUCACCCAAUGAAGUUGGCAGGCAUGCUCUUUUCAGUACCGCUAACAAAUAUUAUUUCUUGCAACCAAGACAUUUGAUGCGGAUUGAUAAAAAGAUACACAAAUGAAACGAUUAAAGGACGAGUCAACAAAUUUGAAGGGAAAUAUUGGUAAGAAGAAAAGAGUAUAAGAAUUAAAAUGAUGAUUCACCGUUGAUAAUUAUGUCCACAAAAUUUGUGAUUGUAAUGAAAAUUAAUGUUUUAAAAUUGUUUAAAGCUUUUCCUAUAUGAUUGUAUUGUGAUGUAAUUAUUUCAUUAUUCUUGGGGAAAAUUUCCCAAUUAUUUCAAUUAUAAUUUGUUUUAAAUUUUGUGUUUUGGAAGUGAUUUUUUUUGCACCAGAUCAAAGCAUUCAUUGGCAAUUAAUGUGUAAAGAUCAAACAUGUUUAUAUUCCAUUGACUGGACAGGGCUGUGUUUGUACGAGUCACAAAUUUUACAUUGUAAACCUUGUCCCGUUGCUGACCCUUCUACAUGUACUUCUAAUUUCCUUGUCGUUAUUUCUUUAAAAGGAACAAUGUUAAUGCUUAAGAAAACGAUGUCAGCCAGACCAUGAUCUAAUAGAUUGAAAGUUUCUUCUUAAUUAUCUCAAUUAUGAAGAGGCUUAAAAGUUACUAUCAUAAUAACUUUUCAAUCUUAGUUGGUAUCUUUGAUGGAAUCCUGAAUUUUUAUUGGUUGUCGGGCAUUGUUACCAUUAGAUGGCAAAUCUAUCAAAUAGAAUUGAUGAAACAGACCCUAGAUAAUUAUAUUUUACCUUCCUUCUCUGCUAUGAUUCCGGUCCCAUUGGCCCAUAUUCUGAAGUCGGGUGUGAUUUAAACUCUGGUCCAAAGUUGUGGAAAGCUAAUUAUGACAUAAAUCUUAGGGAAUAGAGGUUCAAUGAAUCGGGUCAUUUGAUUCUAAGAUCAUCCUUCACUAUCUGGGAUAGAUGAAAAAAACGGUUCAUUUCACUUAUAAAUAAUUAGGAAAGAGCACAGCAAUCAUAAGAAGCAAAUGAUGUAAACAAGAUUUUGACAUGUUUGGCUUUCCAUAAGUUAAACAAGGGUCUGAAUUAGACCUGACUUCUGAUGGACCUUUCUGUCACCCUGUGGUCUUGUAAUCUUCUAGGUCUAGUAGGUAACAUCCAUGGAAUACUUAAUUUUGAUUGGCUGUCGGACAGUGUUACCAUGGCAGCUACCAUUAGAUGUCAAAUUUGGUUUGAUAAAACAGAUCCUAUAUGAUUACCUUGUCUGCUAUGAAUCCGGUCCCUUUCUGUCAGCCUGUGGUCUUAUUAAGUUCUAGGUCCACUUGACUAAAAUAUAUGCCAAGUGAAGUUUCAACUCAUUUUUCUUUUGUCAUGCGAUACAUUUCAAUUCAGACCACCUAUUCUUGCCCAUGAUCCUGUGUUUCAUUGCCUACAUGUGAAUCAACUUUCAUGAAGCUAUUUUGAAAUUUGUGUAUGAUUUUACAAUGGACUUGAAUAUUAAAGGGCCAAAUUAGAUGAUGAGACGUGGCAAUUUUUUCUUGAUUCUUUGCAGCAUAUUUUGGCCUAUACAAAAAAAAAAUCAUGAACUUUCAAUUGUCUUUAUAACCAUUCAUUUGAUAUAAAUAUUGAUUUAAUCUUUCCUGCAAUGUUCCUAAGCAGUCUCAUGUUCAAAUCCUCAACUAAGGACAAAAAAAAUAUUCUAGUUGGAUUUAGGAAUAUUUAAUAUACAUACAUUUGUGCUCAACACUUUUAAUAGUGAACCCCACCACCAUCUGUACUCCUUCAUGCUGAGUGUUGAAUGUAGACAACAACACUACCAUGUUCAGCAAGCCUGGAGAAACACAUUUUAUUUAAUGUAAUAAUUAUUUUAUAGCCUGACUUUCCAAUUGAAUAUCACAAACAUGGCAGAAUGUGAACACUUAGUAUAUAUUUAUUUUUUGGUGGUUUUCACUAACCUUUGAUCACCACUGUAUAUAUCUUAUUUCAACUUGUAUGGUCUGAAAUGAUGAAAAGUCACACAUGACUUGCAAUAUCUGAUUUGUUCAUAAAGUCAUUUUCAGUUUGCGAAUAGCUUACUGAAACAUAAAUGCAUUGUGACACAAAACAUAUGUAUUAAUGUUAGGGUUGACAUUUGUACAUUGUGGUCAUUGCAAUCAAUUGUAAAGAUGCAUUCUAAGAUUUGUGUUAUGUACCCCUGGACCUUGUUUCAUAAAGUUCAGUUAUCAGUCUUAGGGUUGAUUUUUACAAUUAAUAGCAUUGAUCAUUAUGUUCUAUCAAUUUUACUUAUCAACAUGAAAUCAAGUACAAAUCUAUGUGUUAAGGGGCCAAGGUCUAGUGAGUUAUUGAGAAUCAUCCUACAUGUGUAUCUUAACAACUCUGUGCAUUCAUAUUUUGUCAUCAAUAUGUUACAAUUUAUAUCAUGAAAAACAAUUGAUAUAAUGAUUAGUAAGUACAUGUGUGCACCUUUUAAUAUACUGUACAUAAUGCAAUUAAAGAUGGGAUAUUAUGUUAUAUAACAUGUAUGUAAUUAUAACUGAUGGUAAUUCUUAGUAUGUAAUAUUAUGAAGCAAAUCAUUGUUGUUUAAUAGUCAUUGAUGCGUAUUGUGCAAACUGGUAUGUGUUGUAAGUAUAUUUGUGGAAUGAAAAUAUAGCCAUAUUGAUAGAUACUGGA
Messenger RNA from Lytechinus pictus (painted urchin), 8348 nucleotides. Its product is annotated as zinc finger protein 420-like. Gene Ontology annotation, cellular component: nucleus. Gene Ontology annotation, molecular function: DNA-binding transcription activator activity, RNA polymerase II-specific; RNA polymerase II cis-regulatory region sequence-specific DNA binding. Lineage: Eukaryota; Metazoa; Echinodermata; Echinoidea; Temnopleuroida; Toxopneustidae. Gene Ontology annotation, biological process: regulation of transcription by RNA polymerase II. The transcript is spliced from 4 exons. The record is from RefSeq and is a predicted model, not a curated record. The coding region runs from base 152 to 3529 and encodes 1125 amino acids.